AUGACAUAUAAUUACGACUGGUUGGACACAGAAUGCGCAACACUGGAGCAAGCUGGCUUGCUCCGCCAUCUUCGUACCGUCAGGAGUGCCCCAACAGGGACAAUUAAUCUUGAUGGCAGGGAUGUCGUGCUGCUCGGUUCAAACAACUAUUUGGGGUUAAGCACACAUCCGAAGGUUAUCGCUGCCGCUGUUGAGGCGACGCGAUCUUUUGGCACAGGCGCAAGCGGUUCCCGUCUCAUUUCAGGGAAUAGUGAACUCUACACGGCUUUGGAAACCAAUCUUGCGGAGGCAAAAGAGACUGAAGCCGCGCUUGUCUUCAGCUCCGGCUAUGCCGCCAAUACGAGUGUGAUUCCUGUGCUUGCAGGUGAGGGUGAUGUCAUCUUAAGCGAUGCGCUUAACCAUGCCAGUAUCAUAGACGGAUGCCGUCUCAGUCGUGCCACCAAACAGGUUUAUCGACACUGUGACGUAGAACAUCUUAGUGCCUUACUGUCAGAAUCCGCCGCGUUCCGGCGGCGACUCAUUGUAACAGAUGGCGUUUUCAGCAUGGAUGGCGAUAUUGCCCCUUUACCAGAUAUUUGUGAGGUCGCCGCGCAACACGAUGCGAUGGUGUUGGUAGAUGACGCACACGGGUUUGGCGUGUUAGGGAAGGACGGGAGCGGUACCGUCGCGCAUUUCGGAUUGGAAGGAAGAGGCAUUGUCCAGAUGGGCACACUCAGCAAGGCAGUUGGGGCACUCGGUGGAUAUAUCGCGGGGAGUCAUGCCCUGAUUGAGUUGCUCGUCAACCGUGCGCGUGGCUUCAUCUUCACGACAGGACUUCCACCGGCGACGUUGGCUGCUGCAAAUGCGGCACUUGACCUCAUGCGAUCUGCACCCGAAUUACGGCAACGCUUGUUCUCGCAUGCGAAACGCCUCAAAACAGCGUUGAUUGAUUUAGGCUAUACCCUACUACCGAGUGAAACACAAAUCCUACCAGUCGUGUUGGGGAAUCCGCAACGGGCGACAAGCGUGGCAGAAGCACUGCUUGCUGAAGGUGUAUUCGCGCCAGCGAUCCGUCCUCCGGCUGUGCCAACGGGAACGAGUCGAUUAAGGCUUACCGUCAUGGCAACGCACACCGAAGCGGAGAUGCAGCAAGCGAUCGCUGGAUUCGCAGCGGUUUUCCCCAAAUUUCGUUGA
Messenger RNA from Geodia barretti, 1173 nucleotides. The record is from the annotation of a GenBank genome assembly. NCBI's taxonomy places the organism in Eukaryota, Metazoa, Porifera, Demospongiae, Tetractinellida, Geodiidae.